CAAGAGCAACAGAACAACGGUGUAGAGAGUGAAGACACUUCGAACGCUGCUUACUUUGUUAAGAAGCGAACAGUUCUGCGCGAGCGGAGAGUGCUGUGACUAUCCGUGUAGGGUUCAAAGACGAUUUUGAUCUGCAGUUUUGGAUUUUGUCCAACUCGGAUUGAGUUUUGCUCAGUGAAAGCUGGAGAGAUACAAUGUAUCCAUGCCCGAACUCUCGUUGCUUCGCGGUCCUCUGACGAGCUCAAACCCACUGUCUAUGGAGGGACAAACGAAAAGCGCAACGCUCAGGUACCAAGUACCCCCAUUUCGGUUAUCUGGGAGAUGGUAACAAAUGAACGGCACUGGAGGGAACAUGGUUGAGAGGACCAGCAAAUUUUUGUUGAUCGUCGUCGGAUCCGUCUUCUUCAUGCUGAUUCUUUAUCAGUACGUGGCUCCUGGGGUGAUGAACUUCGCGUCUCCGCAGGGGUACCUCGCCGAGGACAACAUGGAUAUUUUCCCCACUCCGGAUCCCCAUUAUGUGAAAAAGUACUACUUCCCUGUCAGGUACUUGGAACGCAUCGUUGAUUUCGAGAUCAAGGGUGAAGAUGUGAUAGUGUUUCUUCACAUACAGAAAACUGGCGGAACCACUUUUGGCAGGCAUCUGGUGCAAAAUGUUAGACUAGAAGUCCCGUGUGAUUGCAGACCAGGGCAGAAAAAGUGUACAUGCUACCGUCCCAACAGAAAGGAGACCUGGCUGUUUUCGAGGUUCUCCACUGGCUGGAGUUGCGGGUUACAUGCGGAUUGGACCGAGCUCACAAACUGCGUUCCUGGAGUGCUCAACAAGAAGGAAAACAAAUCGAAAAAACUGAGGAAGUUCUACUACAUCACCCUGCUGAGGGACCCUGUGUCGCGCUACUUGAGCGAGUGGCGCCACGUGCAGCGCGGCGCCACCUGGAAGACGUCCCUCCACAUGUGCGACGGGCGCACGCCUACGCCCGAGGAGCUGCCGCCCUGCUACGAGGGUACGGACUGGUCGGGCUGUACUCUGCAACAGUUCAUGGACUGCCCCUACAACCUGGCCAACAACCGGCAGGUGCGUAUGCUUGCCGACCUCAGCCUGGUGGGUUGCUACAACCUCUCCACGGUGUCCGAUAAGCGGCGCUCGCAACUUCUCCUCGAGUCGGCCAAGAAGAACCUGCGCGACAUGGCCUUCUUCGGUCUGACUGAGUAUCAGCGCAAGACGCAGUUCCUGUUCGAGCGCACCUUCCGACUGCGCUUCAUCAGGCCUUUUGUGCAGUACAAUAGCACGCGGGCGGCCGGCGUGGACCUGGACAACGACACGGUGGCGCGCAUCGAGGAGCUCAACGACCUGGACAUGCAGCUGUACGACUACGCCCGCGACCUCUUCCAGCAGCGCUACCAGUACACUCGGCAGCUGGAGAGACGUGCGCACCGUCUGGCGCUUCGGGGUCACGGGCUGGACCCCCGGGAUUUGCUCAGAGAGGAGGGGGGCGAGGGGACAGCCAGGCUGCCCACCGAGGACUACAUGAACCACAUCAUCAACAGGUGGUAGCCCUUACCCCAACCCAACCACCCACCUAGACACCCACUUUCCUGACCUCCCCAUUGUCUGGUAUGGUGAGGUUGCAUCAGAGUGAAUGUUUAGGAAAGGUGAGAUUUGGCACUUGUGUCUUGGGAGGAAGAAAGUUGCAGAGGAUUGGGUGCUGCAGUGGCUUACCUACAGACUUUGCAUGAGGCGAGCUGUGGGUUGCGGACCAGAUUAUAUCCCUUCCAGCUCCUGGAUGACAUAGACGUUUUGGUCUUCUUGGAUUAUGUGGAGAGGUCGGGUCUUUGUGAUUGGAAGCCCAUUAUAAACCUGAGUCACCCUCUGGAGUUCUCGUAGCAACAACUGUCUCUACUCAUAUUCCCAAUGGAGCAAAAGAAAACGACGGAAAAUUCCUUUACAAAGUAAACAAAAUUGUUUUACUUUCCGUUCUAUGUCUUGGCCCAUCAGAAUAACAUAUGUGCUUAAUAUGUUGUUGUAAGGGGUUACAAAGCAGUGAGACAGGAGAUUACCUGUACUUUGGUCUGAAAGUAUAGACUGUCAAAGCAAAGGACAUUUCUGACGAGCCAUCUUUUUAUUUAUUAAAUUGCUUUCUGAUAAUUUGAAAUAGAUAUUUUUCCAAUGUGAGAGACUAUUUGGCAUGGCUUGAUAUACAAUUUGACACUUGUAAGUUAUAUAAAGUCAUGAUGGUGACUUAAAAUAUCGGUCAUAACAUACCCAUCCAUUUGCUGAAAGGUUACUAACAUUUGCAGUCAAAGUUUAGAGCUAUAUCUUAAUAUAAAUGAUGGAUAAACUUUUUUUUACACUUGUAUGUUUUACCAUUUUGUCUGAAUGUCGUAUGAAGAGGCCAGUCUCUUUGGUUCCAAUGUAUUUUCAUUUGCCCGUUGGACUGUGAUCUGUACACUAAAGGAGAUGUACAGAAUUGAAUGAGAAGGUAAAUAAUUGACAAAGGUUUGUCAUAUGAUUGUCCAGGAACAUUUCUGACCACAUAACCUCCAUACAUCAAUGGAUGCUCAACAGGAGACCGACCGAGGGUCUCGCACUGAAGGGGAAACAGGAAACACUGUCUUAUUACUUGUACAAAAUAAUAUUUCUGUGAGUGUGUGCAUGUGUGUAAGUGUGUGUGUGUAUUGUAAGUGUGUGUGCGUGUGCUUUUGAUUCUGGGCUUUCAUGCUCAAUACAUUUCCCUCUGAUUGGGAUCAAAUGUGUCAUUUAAAACCAGAACUACAAUGAACAGGUGUAAUGGAUGGAUUAUUAGUUGAGUUUGCCAUGCUCCUCAAGAUUGACAUAUUCUGGGGCAUUAUAAAAUUAAACAAUGUCAAAAAGUGCAACAGGUUCAAUAUAUUAAAGGGGUGAAGAAUGCACAGUCUCUUGCAACCAUAAGCUCUUUUUGUUAAUGAUCUAUUUUUUUGUCAACUGAAUUAGGAUGAUCCCCUGGUGAACUAUGUGUUUGAUUAACAUUCUAACAGAAUGUGUGUGGACAUGAUAUAAUCCUCAUCAUUCAAUACUGGUGUGUAUGGAACCUCCAUAUCUAUCCUAUUUAAAAUUAUAUUCCCCAAAGUCCCCCAUCCAACAACAAAAACGGUAGUCCCACAGGCAUGGUCAGUACUAAAAACAGACGUCAGACUAAUUGUUUUGGGAGUGUUAAGAUGCUUAAGGAAAUGUGGACCAGUGUGUGCAGAUCCUGCGAAUGACUCAGUCUUGUCAUCAAGAGCAGAACGUUUCUGUUUGAGUGACGACUACUUACAUUAUGUCCAACCCUCUCCGGAGCAGAGGUCAAAUUAUGGGUUCCAGAAAAUACUUCUCUAAUGCAAAGCGUUUCCAUUUUUAUCUCAUUUGAGAAAGAUCGCUUUGGGGAAGAUGGAUUACAAAGCUAUGGAUUUGAAGAAUUGUUACAGAGUGAAGUGUAUGUGUGUGUGUGUGUGUGUGUGUGUGCAGUCGUGUGAGAUGAUAAAGCGAAAGAGUAAGAGAAUUGAGUGAAGUGGGACAUUUCUAAACAAAGUCUCUGGUCUGGUUUUACCCAUAUUGUAAUAUCGCUGUGAGUAUUUCUGUUCUUCAAGCAGAUUGGAUCGUCUAUUCAACAAUAAUAAAAUAUGUUUCUUUGUA
Molecule: messenger RNA, 3649 nt
Organism: Coregonus clupeaformis (lake whitefish)
Lineage: Eukaryota; Metazoa; Chordata; Actinopteri; Salmoniformes; Salmonidae
Product: heparan-sulfate 6-O-sulfotransferase 1-B-like
Exons: 2
Coding region: 332-1552 (406 amino acids)
Cellular component (GO): membrane
Molecular function (GO): heparan sulfate 6-sulfotransferase activity
Source: RefSeq, a predicted model, not a curated record